Hypanus sabinus (Atlantic stingray) is the source of this 3644-nucleotide messenger RNA. It is a transcript of the gene usp39, whose product is annotated as ubiquitin specific peptidase 39. Gene Ontology annotation, molecular function: zinc ion binding; cysteine-type deubiquitinase activity. Bases 189 to 1706 code for a protein of 505 amino acids. Gene Ontology annotation, biological process: spliceosomal complex assembly; mRNA processing; protein deubiquitination. The record is from RefSeq and is a predicted model, not a curated record. NCBI's taxonomy places the organism in Eukaryota, Metazoa, Chordata, Chondrichthyes, Myliobatiformes, Dasyatidae. The transcript is spliced from 14 exons.
AAAUUGGAAAAUAUCUGCAAUCUAACAGCUUUUCUACCUGUUGCAAUAGUUUGACCUUACGCAUGCAGCAGUAUUGAAAGGAUUAUGACAUUUGCUGUCAACGAGAACCAUCUGUUGACGCCGGUCAGCAACUGCAGCGCCUGCGCACAAGCGCCGCGGAAGCUGCUGGUCGGCCACCCGGCGGAGAGAUGGCGGCGGUGAAGCGGGAGCGAGUGGCAGAGCCUGAAGGCGGGGAUGAGGGGGAGCAGGAGUCAGUGCCUUCAAAGAUCAUGAGAAUUCAAUGUCAGGAGGAGGAAGAUGACCGAAGUCGACAUUGCCCCUAUCUGGACACCAUCAAUAGGAGUGUGCUGGAUUUUGACUUUGAAAAGCUGUGCUCAGUCUCCCUUUCUCACAUCAAUGUCUAUGCCUGCUUGGUGUGCGGCAAAUACUUUCAAGGGCGAGGCCUGAAGUCAUAUGCUAACAUUCAUAGUGUUCAGGUUGGCCACCACGUCUUUCUGAAUCUGCACACACUGAAGUUCUACUGCUUACCAGACAACUAUGAAAUCAUCGACUCCUCUCUUGAAGACAUAACAUAUGUGUUGAAACCAACUUUCACAAAACAACACAUUGCAAACUUGGACAAACAAUCCAAACUGUCACGGGCUUACGAUGGAACUACCUAUCUACCAGGGAUUGUCGGACUGAACAAUAUCAAGGCAAAUGAUUAUGCCAAUGUGGUGUUACAGGCUUUGUCAAAUGUGCCCCCGUUACGGAACUAUUUCUUGGAAGAAGAAAACUAUAAGGAUAUCAAGCGGCCACCAGGAGAUAUAAUGUUCCUACUGGUGCAGAGGUUUGGAGAGCUGAUGAGAAAACUCAGGAAUCCCAGGAACUUCAAAGCUCAUGUGUCUCCUCAUGAAAUGUUGCAGGCUGUAGUCCUGUGCAGCAAGAAACGUUUCCAAAUUACCAAACAGGGUGAUGCUGUUGACUUCCUGUCCUGGUUUCUAAAUGCACUUCAUAUGGCUUUAGGAGGGAACAAGAAGAAAAAGACCAUCAUCAACAGUGUGUUCCAGGGUUCCAUGCGGAUAUUCACAAAGAAGCUGCCUCCACCAGAUCUGACACCCGAGGAAAAAGAGCAACUGUUGGAGAUGCAGGAGUUCAAGGAAACAAUGACAGAGUCCACAUUCCUGUACUUGACGCUUGACCUGCCGACUGCCCCUCUGUAUAAGGAUGAGAAGGAGCAGCUGAUCAUUCCACAAGUUCCACUCUUCAACAUCUUGGCAAAAUUCAAUGGCAUCACAGAGAAGGAGUAUAAAACCUACAAGGAGAAUUUCCUGAAGAGGUUCCAGCUGACAAAGCUACCCCCCUAUCUCAUCUUUUACAUCAAGAGAUUCACAAAGAAUAAUUUCUUCAUAGAGAAGAACCCCACCAUUGUCAAUUUUCCAAUUACGAAUGUGGAUUUAAGAGAAUACCUGUCCGAAGAGGUUCAGGCUGUGCACAAACACACCACCUAUGACCUAAUAGGUAAUGUGGUACAUGAUGGAAAGCCUGGUGAAGGAGCAUAUCGGGUCCACGUUUUGCAUCAUGGUACAGGGAAGUGGUACGAGCUGCAAGAUCUACAAGUAAUUGACAUCUUGCCACAAAUGAUUACUUUAUCUGAGGCUUACAUUCAGAUCUGGAAGAGGCGAGAAGACGGUGAUGAAAGCCUGCCUAGUCAGAAUGGCGCAUGAAUGGGGAGAGAGAGAAUCAGCUGACCCAUGAUUAUCGCAGCCUUGACAUGAGCAGAUCUGGAAGCUGUUGGCAAUAGCUAAACCAAACUCUGACUAUAUCCCAGUGUUCGGCAGAUAUGGAUUGAACUGAUUUGUCAUUGAUGCAAAGUGAUUUCCCACCUCUGCUGCUGCAUGUCUAAAGGAAAGAACAGGAAGUUCACUACUGACUUGUGAAGGGAGUACAGUAACUCAGAUCCUGCUACCUGGAGGUAUUGCCAUGACUAUUUUGAUGGAAUGAGUCUCAUUUGACAGAGUGCCAUGCAACAGCAGCAAUUAUUUAAUUUGCCUGGAAAUGGCACCAACUGAUUUAAUCACCUCCUGUUCUCUUCAUUUUUGUCCUUGUGUUCUGUUUGCUGGAACACUGACAAUGAUUCCCAUAGGAUGUUGCAGAACUCACUGUAUUUUUGUUAUGACCUUGCCUUAUUUUGUUCAAGCAUUCUGGCUGAUGUUUCAAAUGUUGCAGAGCUGAGAAGAGAGAUAAUUUACUGUGUUUUACAACCAUUCCAGGUUGCAGAAACUGGCUGUCUGUCUUGUUUCAGGCUGGAAACAUCAGUGUGUGAUUCCCAGGUCUUAAUUUUGUAAAAUGUUUUUGAGUGGAUUCAACUGCGUAAGACCUUUGGUCAGUCCUGAACACUGAAGGAGGGUGGUCUGGGGAUUUGGGGUGUUUUUUGGAUUGGUUGAAAUAAUUUUUACUCUUGCUCUAUUUUAUAAAAAAUUAUAUCACUGAAAUAUUUUCCUGGCUGCUUCCUACCUUUCAGCUCAUUUCUGUCAACCAGGGAAAAUAAAAUUUUCAGAAUUGUUUAAGCAUUGAGCAAUUGGUGUCAGUAUGAAUGCUGCAUUGUUGAUAUAACUGAACAAACCUUAGCCAGUAAUGCCUUAUUUUUUAAAUAUAUAAAACAUUUGGCAUUAUUAUAUAUAUAUUUUAAAAUCUACUUCUCUAUUGCUAGUUCCAAUUCCUUGCUUUCCGCAGAUAUAGCUUUUACUUUGUGUCUAACAAAUGUACAAGCCUGGAUGGUGGUGAUCGACAAUCUUAUUUGAUCAGGAUUUGGUCCUCAGGGAACUGUUUGUUUUGUGCAUACCCUUACCCUGGUGCACUUCGGAUAAUGGAAAACUAAUUAAAUUUACAGUUUUAUAGUUCAGAGUUGCACAGUCACACAGAACAAGGCAGCAGGCCAUUGACAUCCCAAGUCUGUCUCAACUAUAGAGUACAUCUUUGCAUGAACCCUACACAAUCCUGUUGUUAUUCUCCAUAGAUUCUACCUUUCUACCUAGGGACAGUUUACUGGGGACUUCAACCUACAAACCUGAACAUCUGUGGGAUAUGGAAGGAAACCAAUAGCACCUGGGCAAAAGCCCCAUGGUCACAGCAGGAACAUGUAACCUCCAAACGGUCGGAGGUUUAGGUUUAAAUCUGGGUCACUGGGCAGUCUUCUACUGUGGAGAUGAUGGAUUCCAUACAGGAAACUCAAAUCAGGGAGAGGCUGACCAUUGGGCUGUGUUGCCAUCUCUACUAUGAUAUCGUGUUUUCUCAAAUUGAUUUAUUUGUGAUGCUUUCUACAGCAGGAAAGUGCCAACAUUCAGUGUUGAGCCUUGCAUGACUGACUACUUGAGGCAUGUACAGCAGCUGAGGGUAAAGGGUAUGUGAAUCACAAAUUUAAAAAGAGUUCUUUUGAAGACGCUGAUCUGGAGUUACACGCCGACUACAGUUCUUUGCGGGACUGGGACCUGUUCUCGGGUUUCACGACUGGCCGUUAUUCGGCACGCCAAGGGCUCGGCCUAAGAGCCUAGCUCGCCUCCGGAGGGUCAAGAUUUCAUGGCUCUGGGGACGGGCAAAUCGAAGGUCGGUGUCCGGACAGGAGGUCGGUUUGUCAUGGCAGAUGGAAGAUCUAAGGCUACGUG